AGAUCAUGGAAUCCUCUGGUACACCUUCAGUUACCCUAAUAGUAGGCAGUGGCCUUUCUUGCUUGGCCUUGAUCACCCUCGCAGUUGUCUAUGCAGCAUUAUGGAGGUACAUACGCUCUGAGAGGUCUAUAAUUCUAAUUAACUUCUGCCUGUCUAUCAUCUCAUCCAACAUCCUCAUACUGGUUGGACAGACUCAGACACAUAAUAAGAGCAUCUGUACAACCACCACUGCAUUUUUGCACUUUUUCUUCCUGGCUUCGUUCUGUUGGGUUUUAACUGAGGCGUGGCAGUCCUAUAUGGCUGUGACUGGAAAAAUUAGGACCCGGCUUAUAAGGAAACGUUUUUUGUGCCUUGGAUGGGGUUUACCAGCAUUAGUAGUGGCCACAUCAGUAGGCUUCACAAGGACGAAAGGAUAUGGCACUGAUCACUACUGCUGGCUCUCUCUUGAAGGAGGACUACUCUACGCUUUUGUUGGACCUGCAGCUGCUGUUGUCCUGGUCAACAUGGUGAUUGGCAUUUUGGUAUUUAAUAAACUUGUUUCCAGAGAUGGGAUCCUAGAUAAAAAGCUCAAACACAGAGCCGGGGCGUCCCUCUGGAGUUCCUGUGUGGUGUUGCCCCUUCUGGCUCUGACAUGGAUGUCUGCGGUUCUGGCCAUGACAGACAAACGCUCCAUAUUGUUUCAGAUACUUUUUGCCGUGUUUGAUUCAUUGCAAGGUUUUGUGAUAGUCAUGGUCCACUGCAUUCUUCGGAGAGAGGUUCAGGAUGCAUUUAGAUGCCGAUUGAGAAACUGUCAGGAUCCAAUCAAUGCUGAUUCUUCAAGUUCUUUUCCUAAUGGGCAUGCUCAAAUAAUGACAGACUUUGAAAAGGAUGUAGACAUUGCUUGUCGAUCAGUUCUUCACAAGGAUAUUGGUCCUUGCCGAGCAGCAACAAUAACAGGAACACUCUCUAGGAUUUCUCUAAAUGAUGAUGAAGAAGAAAAGGGAACAAACCCUGAAGGGCUAAGCUAUUCAACACUGCCUGGAAACGUCAUUUCCAAAGUCAUUAUCCAGCAACCCACGGGUAUGCACAUGCCCAUGAGUAUGAAUGAGCUGGGCAAUCAGUGUUUGAAAAAAGAGAACAGUGAAUUGCGAAGAACUGUGUACUUAUGUACGGAUGACAAUUUGAGAGGAGCUGAAAUGGAUAUAGUCCAUCCUCAAGAAAGAAUGAUGGAAAGUGACUAUAUUGUGAUGCCCAGAAGUUCUGUAAAUACCCAGCCAUCAAUGAAAGAGGAAAGCAAAAUGAAUAUUGGUAUGGAAACCUUGCCACAUGAAAGGUUAUUGCACUACAAAGUGAAUCCUGAAUUCAACAUGAAUCCCCCUGUAAUGGACCAGUUCAAUAUGAACUUAGAUCAACACCUUGCACCCCAGGAACAUAUGCAGAAUUUGCCCUUUGAGCCUCGCACAGCUGUGAAGAAUUUCAUGGCCUCUGAGUUGGAUGAUAAUGCAGGACUAUCAAGAAGUGAAACUGGGUCAACGAUAUCAAUGAGUUCAUUAGAGGUAAGCAACAGAAUAAACCUUUCCUUGAUAUUUUAAACAGUUGAUAUUUGAUAAAUUGAUUCA
Molecule: messenger RNA, 1598 nt
Organism: Panthera uncia (snow leopard)
Lineage: Eukaryota; Metazoa; Chordata; Mammalia; Carnivora; Felidae
Gene: ADGRB3
Product: adhesion G protein-coupled receptor B3
Exons: 10
Coding region: 6-1571 (521 amino acids)
Biological process (GO): neuron remodeling; adenylate cyclase-activating G protein-coupled receptor signaling pathway; cell surface receptor signaling pathway
Cellular component (GO): synaptic cleft; membrane; postsynapse
Molecular function (GO): G protein-coupled receptor activity
Source: RefSeq, a predicted model, not a curated record